Messenger RNA from Naegleria lovaniensis, 2781 nucleotides. RefSeq lists its product as uncharacterized. Gene Ontology annotation, cellular component: plasma membrane. Lineage: Eukaryota; Heterolobosea; Eutetramitea; Acrasida; Naegleriidae. Bases 1 to 2781 code for a protein of 926 amino acids. Gene Ontology annotation, biological process: positive regulation of GTPase activity; Ras protein signal transduction. The record is from RefSeq and is a predicted model, not a curated record. The transcript has a single exon. Gene Ontology annotation, molecular function: guanyl-nucleotide exchange factor activity.
AUGUUCCAACAACAGCAAGCGGUUGACAGGUCAGCUUUUGAACACCAUCAUGAUGAUCCGGUGUCAACCACCACCAACAACAACAACACCACACCAGUUCACACAAACGAUUCAACAACAGAAUCAUCAACAAGUUCAAUGAGCUCCGAAUGGAUUCCCAACUCAUCCCACUUGAAUCAUCAUCACGAAACCAUCUGUACCUCUCCAUCUAGUGAGGAAAAUCAUCAAGAACGUCGACAUCGAAUAUUAUUACCUCAUUCGACGAGUUUGAAUGACAUUUCACAAAUGUCAGAUGAAGACAUUAAAAUUCUUUCGAACAUUCGACGUAAACGACACAAUUUUAUUCAUAACGACCAAUUAGCAAAUUCACCAACACAACAACAACAUGAAUUAUUGGAAUCCAAUUCGAUCCAUCCAACCACACCAGACACUCCAACUUUGAUGCAAAAGAAUAACAAUACACCAUCCAUCCGUUCGCACACAACGAUCAAUACUUUUGGAUCUUCAAUCGAGUCAGCGGUCACUUAUAAUUUAUUACAUGAUUUCACAGAAAUUGUAAAUAAUCCAUUAUUUGGAGAGCAAAUUGAAUUGUAUUAUUUUAGAGGAAUUUAUCCUGCUGUAGAUGCUCUGUAUGAAACGUUUGAUUAUGAAGCUGCUUCUCAUUUAUUGAAAUCGGGAUUGUUUGAUUUUGACACUUAUUCUGGAUUUUCAUUUUUAAAGAAAUUGGAAGAGACAAGUGACACUUCGCGAAAGGUUCGAAAAUUGAAUCCAAGUGGCAGCAGUAACAAUUUAUUGUUACAUCAUCGAAAACUUGAAACAACAUCUCAUGAAUCUUCACUCACAAAAUCCUCCUCAUUCAUCCACACUUUACAUCAACCUGAACCCUAUGAACAUUAUUUUUCAUGUAUCGAAGUAAAAUCUUUGGAACCACUCUUCACUCAGGAAUAUCAAGACAAGUAUGACGGAUUCAAUGAGAGAGAAUCGAGUACAAAUAUCAUUCGAGAUGAAAAUGGAUCUGUGAAAGCAGCAAGUUUGGAUAAAUUGAUCGUGCUACUAACCUCGAAUGAAGAAUUCGAUAAUGAAUUCAUGCAAUUAUUUUUACUGACCUACCGAUCGUUUACCACGUCGACUGAACUUUUAGAAAAAUUAAUUCAAAGAUAUAACACUCCACCUCCUGAACAAUGUCUCUUGUAUGAGAGAGAAAAAGAUUUCGAACGAUUGAAAGUUUACUUUGAAAAUUUUCACACCAAAAUUUUAAAACCCAUUCGAUUGCGAGUCGGUCAAGUGAUGAGUUCAUGGCUUCAACAUUAUUAUUAUGACUUUAGAGAGGAUUCACAAUUGAAAAUGAAAUUGGAACAAUUUAUUUGUGAAGAAAUGAAUGAAACUGGAAUGAAAACUCUUUCAAAAACUCUUCAAUCACUCCUACAGAGAUCUUCGAAACGACGUGAAACAUUUAAAUUACAACAAUUAGAAGAAGUGAAAUUAAGGCAUGAAAUUGAGGGAACUCUCCAGCACCAUGCCAUGACUUCAAACUCUUCUCAAAAUCCCUUAAAGAAAAUUGCAAGUUUGAAUCGUUUAAACCAUUUUUCUGAAGUGGAAUCUCUCAAAUCCACACCGCUAUGGCAACUUGACAAACGAACCAUUGCUCUUCAACUCACUCUUGUCACGUUUCGACUUUUUGAAAAAUUAAGACCUAAAGAAUUUUUAAAUUUAAAUUGGAUGAAAGAAACUCGACGAAAGAAAGCUCCAAAUAUUUAUGCCAUGAUUAAUCUUUCGAAUGAAAUUGGAAUGUGGGUGGCUACAGAAAUUCUCAAUCAUGAAGAAGUGAAAGAGAGAUCCUAUGUGUUGAAAAGAUUUAUCAAAAUUGCAAGUGAAUGUGAAAAAACUCACAAUUAUAAUACCAUGUAUGAUAUUGUGUCGGGUCUGAAUUCAAAUCCCAUUCAUCGAUUGAAAAAGAGUUGGGAUCUCGUUCCAGAAAAGUGGCGAACAAAAUUUCAAGAAUUGGUCGAAUUGACAAGUCCAAAAAGAAGUUAUGCUGCCAUGAGACAAGCUCUCUCGAAUUAUGCAGAUCAAACCGUUUUGCCCUAUAUUGGCAUAUUUUUAACAGAUUUCUUAUUCAUUGAAGAAGGAAAUUCAGAUUUUACCAAAGAAGGAAAUUUAAUUAAUUUUUCUAAAAGGAGAUUAUUGGGUCAAUUAAUUCGUCAAGUUCAAACCUAUCAACAAAAUUCAUUCAAUAUUGACAUUAUUCCAAUACUACAUCAACGAUUGACUCAUUUAUUGUACAGACCUAUGGAAGAAUUAUAUGAAAUUAGUUGUAAAUUAGAGGCACCUCCUGCACAACCUAAAAAGAACAAGAAGAAACCACUCGUUGUUGUGUACAGUACCGAAGAAUUGGAUGAUACAAAACGUGUGAGUGUUGAACCAGCUUCACCAUCAGUGGUUGCAGCAACAAGUACUGAUCUUUCCGAUGAAUGUCAAAAUGUCAUGACAAGAUCUUCAUCACCCAUCAUCCAGAGAUCAUCCAUGUGUGAAAUUACCAUAACCACCUCAACCACGACGACAUUAAUGAAUGGUGAAACUAUUGUCACGUUAGAAUUGUCAAGUAGUAGUUAUCAAGAAGAUCCUGCAAUGGUCGUCACGGAAAUUCAACACGAUGAAGAAAAUUUCACAAAAAAACGAACAAAUUCUGAACUAGUGACUCAUACUUCACAAGAUCAUGCAACACCAAGUAAGGUCAUGGAUGAAUCUCAUCAUCAUUCCCGAACGAACAGUAAUCAUUAA